CUCAAGUCAAGUCGGCCUUAGUGUUUGUUUACAUGGGCCAGCUGUUGCAUCAUGGCGGCCACACACGUCACCUUCCGCUGGCUGGACAUAUUAGAGAAGGAGUUCGACAAGGCCUUCGUCGACCUCGACAUCCUAGUAGGUGAUGUUGACUUCUUUGUGCUGGAGGAGCAGGACUUCAGGUCACAGGCGAGAUCUAGACUGGAGGCUCUCUCGUCCUGCUUCGCCCAGCUCACACACAAGGCACAGACCAUCUUCCAGGCCAAUGCCAAGCUGGAGGCUGAGUUGGUGCACCUGAGACAUGAGUGCGCAGAGGGGCGAGCGUUCCGGCAGGUGUGCGAGGCGGAGAACAAGGAGCUGUUGAUGAAGCUGCACUCCACUCAGCUGAAGCUCCACUCGGCUGGCGGCUCCCCUCACGUCCAGGACUCAGAGAAGAUCAGGGAGAGGCUGGAGAAAGACUUGGAGGAGCAGCGUUCAGAGAGCCUGAAGGUCCACGUUGGUGCUCACGAGGCGGCCCUGCUGAGGCGCGAGAACAACUCCCUGCGCUGCUUCAUCCUGGGCCUGCAAGGAGAACUCUAUGGGGCAAAGCUGGCGGCCAAGUACCUUGACAAAGAGCUGGCCGGCAGAAUACAACAGAUCCAGCUUCUUGGGAGGGACUUGCGAGGGGACGAACACACCAAACUAUGGCAGCAACUUGAGGCGGAGAUCCACCUUCAUCGCCACAAGACAGUCGUGCGCGCCUGCCGGAACCGCUUCUCCCACGGACAGCAGCAGGCGCCAGGCAGUGUGACCGGGGAAGGUGUCGGCGGUGGCAGUGGUGGUGGUGUGGCAGCUGUGGCGAAUGGGGUGUGCAUGGCCCAGCCCAGCAAGCAGCAGCAGCAGCAGGGCAGGAUCGUCAACCUGCACAAGGCAUCCAACGAAGGACUCGGCAUAUCCAUCACGGGUGGCCGAGAGCACGGUGUUCCUGUCCUCAUCUCCGUCAUCCACCCAGACACACCCGCCAGCCGCUGCGGACGCCUCUUUGUGGGUGACGCCAUCCUCGCCGUCAAUGAUAUGCCCCUGAAGGAGGCAAGUCAUGCCGAGGCUGUGCAGGUGUUGUCCGAGCAGGAGGGAAUCGUCAAGCUGGAGGUGAUGUAUGUGCCGCCCGAGGAUGAUGAUGACGAGACCUCCUUGGCCGAUGACCCCUAUGGCUUCAAGUACAAGAUCUUUGACGAGGACGUGGUCAGCCUCACAAGCAGCCAGCUCAUGCCCAACGGCCGCCUCUCCAGGGCCUCCGUCGAGAGCAUCCGCGGCUCCACCGAUAACAUGCUGCUGGACUCACCAAGGCGACAGACAGACCUGGCGGGCGGCGGGAUCGGGAUGCUGGACGAGGUGGAAGAGGAAGCGCAUGGGGCCCACAGCACCAACGGGGUCGCCACCUCCACUAACGGCAUGGAGGACCUGAUGGCCAGCGGCGGGACAAUGGACGACGCAGCCUCGCACGAGAGUCUGAACGGAGCCGCGGCGCACCUGGUGUUCCAUAGUGACGGCACAGCCAGUGAGGAGGAGGGCGGAUGUACUCAGGUGGAACAAGACAUCACCACCUCCACCAUCAACACUGCCGCCGCUGCCGCUGCUGGGUCUACCGAGGUUCUUACAAGGGAUGCCGAGGAGAGAGAGGCAGUGGAGGAGGAGACAGCGGGGGUGAAGGACCAGCUGAUCCUCAAACCACAGGACCUGGCGGAUAUUAGCUUCAAGGACACGCAGGACUCCAUCACGGAAUCCUCACUCAGCUCCCCCUCAAUGGAAGAAAAUGAAGAGGUGCUCCCUGAAGGCUGCAUCUCCCCACUCGAAGAGAUUGAACAGAAACUUAACCUUAAUUUCUCCAUCAAAGCAACGAAAGCAGAGGAGGCAUCCGAUGAGCCUCACAGCAGGACGCCAGUGUUUAACGGGAGCUACUGAUGGUUCCCUAUGUUGUCCCCUACACAGGCAUCACCAACACACACUUAACACACCAUUCCUUCAUUUGGUGCUGGAUACUGUGGAUAGGAGACAACAUAGCACUCUGUAAGUCUGGUUCUGGUGUGUGUAGUUAGACAAAAGGAGAGAAUACAGGAGCUAUCGACAAUUUCCUAUGUUCUUCCUUACACAAACAGCAAAACACUUAUUCCUUCAGUGCUGGAUAGGAGGCAAUGCAACACUCUAUAAGUCUGGUUCUGAUGUGUGUAGUUAGACGAAAGGAGAGAAUACAGGAGCUAUUGACAAUUUACUAUGUUCUUCCUUACACAAACAGCAAAACACACUUAACACACUUAUUCCUUCAGUGCUGGAUAGGAGGCGAUGCAACACUCUAUAAGUCUGGUUCUGAUGUGUGUAGUUAGACGAAAGGAGAGAAUACAGGAGCUAUUGACAAUUUCCUAUGUUCUUCCUUACACAAACAGCAAAACACACUUAACACACUUAUUCCUUCAGUACUGGAUAGGAGGCGACGCAACACUAUAAGUCUGGUUCUGGGGUGUGUAGUUAGAUGAAAGGAGAGAAUACAGGAGCUAUUGACAAUUUCCUAUGUUCUUCCUUACACAAACAGCAAUACAUACUUAACACACUUAUUCCUUCAGUGCUGGAUAAGAGGCGAUAUAACACUCUGUAAGUCUGGUUCUGGUGUGUGUAGUUAGAUGGAAGGAGAGUUUAUGGAAGCUAUUGAGAAUUUCCUAUGUUCUUACCCACUCAAACAUCAACGCACACUUAACACACCAUUCCUUCCUUCAGUCCUGAUUAAGACGCAACACAGUACUCUAUAAGUCUGGUGUGUGUUGUUUGACGAAGCUAUAUACUCUGGAAGAAGUUGAUGAUCUCCCAAGUUCUUCCUCAUACAGACACCAGCAACACUUACUUAUCACACCAUUCCUUUCUUCUGUGCUGAUUAGGAGGCAACAUAACACUACAGAGUUGGAUAAGAGGAUCAAUAGACGCCGUAACCAGAAUAUGGAGAAUCGAAUAUCAAAAUCACAGUAAAAACUUAAAUGGGUCCACUUUUUAUACUUUCCCAGGAGUGUGACGAGAGAGAGAGAGAGAGAGAGAGAGAGAGAGACGAGUUAUUUUCCACACAAUCUUUUUUGCUGAUGUGUGUGCGUGUGUGUGUGUGUGUGUGUGUGUGUCUGUGUGUUCAUUGGUCUUGGUUAGUCGAGGAGGAUGCAUUAAUGGGGCAAACUGUAUGAUGUCCUUUUUUUUUCCUCUUUUUUCCUCUUUCUCCUCAACUUUUUUUUUCUUUUUCCUCAUUUUCCUUUUUUUCUCAUCUUCCUCUUUUUUCUCCUCUUUUUCCUUUUUUUUCUCCUCUUUUCCCUCUUUUCUCUCCUCUUGUUCCUCUUUUUUUUCCUCUUUUUCCUCUUUUUUCUCCUUUUCCCUCUUCGUUCCUCUUCUCUGUCCUCUUUUUUUCUCUUCUUAUUCAUCUGGUUUUCAUUUUUCACUUCCAUUUCCUCUUCUCUCUUUUUCCUCUUAUUAUUUCUCUUCUUCCACUCGUUAUCUUCUUUUCCCUCCAAUUUCCUCUUUCCUCUUCUUUUUCCUUUCAUUUCCUUCUUUUUCCCUUCCAAUUUCCUCUUUCCUCUUCUUUUUCCUCAUAUAUUUUCUCUUCUUCCUCUAGUUUUUUCUUUUCCCUUCAAUUUCUGCUUUCCUCUUCUUUUUCCUCAUUUUCUUUUUCCCUUCUAAUUUCCUCUUCCCUCUUUUCUUUUUCCUCUUAUUUUCUUCUUUUUCCUCUAAUUUCCUCUUUCCUCUUCUUUUUCCUUUCAUUUUCUUCUUUUCUCUGUUCAUUUCCACUUUUCUGCUUUUAUUUUUUUUCCCUUCCAUUUCUUCUUUUUUCCUCUUUUUCAGCUAAUUCCUUUUUUUUCCUUUCAUUUCCUCUCUUCUCUUAUUCCACCUUUCUCUUCUUUUCCUCCUUUCACUUUUACUUCCUCUUGUUAUCUUCUCUUCUUUAUUUCAUCUUUUUUUCUCUUCUUUUCCUCAUAUUUUCUUUUUUCCCUUCCACAUCAUCGGCAGAAAUGGGCAAACUUUAAUAUAUUCUCUUCCUCUUCCUUUUCUUUCCUUCCUUUUCCUUUUCUUUCCUUCCUUUUCCUUAUUUCCUUUCCUCUUCUUUAUGUUCUCGAGAUGCUGGGUGGAGGGAGGGAGGCUGGGAUAGUUACCUCUGUUAUUGUUAUUUUCUGUAAUUAUCGUAAGCAGCUAUUUAUCACGUAGUCGGGAAUCCACGGUGCUGGCAGUGUGGUGAAGUUGCAGGGUCUCAUUUGGUUCUUUCUUAGUGGUGGGGUGGGUGGUGGUGGUGGUGGUGAUGGUGGUGGUGGUUGUGGGCUGUAUUACAAUUCGAGGAGGAUGCAUUGAUGUGGCAAGCUGUAUGAUAUCCUUCCUUUUUUUCCUCUUUUUUCUCAACUUUUUCCUCUUUUUUUUCCCUUAUUAUUCCUUUUUUCACUUCCCUUUCCUCUUAUAUUUUCUCUUCUUCCUCUUGUUUUCUUCUUUUCCCUUCAGUUUCCUCUUUCCUCUUCUUUUUCCUUCAUGUUCUUUUUCCUCUCCAUUUCCUCUUUUGUCUUUCCUUUUAUUAUCUUCUCCUUUAUUUCCUCUUUUUUUCUUUUCCUCAUAAUUUCUUCUUUUUUCCCUUCCACAUCAUCGGCAGAAAUGGGCAAACUUUAAUGUCUCCUUCGGGUCCCUACAAAGGUCGGUUUAGGAGCCUUAUUAUGAGUCCAAUCCCAGAAGUUUCGGGUCCCUACAGAGUUAUUCAUCCCGAACUCUCUAGGGACCCGGAACUUCUUGGAUUGGACAUGUAGGUUGGUAUUAAAAGACACUUACGCUUCUCACAUCAGCUAUUUCUAAAGGUCAAAGAGGGGGUCAGUCAGGUUCUAAUGAGUGUUUCUUCAGGUUCAUGGUACAGAAGAAGACUCACACUAUCACCAGGGUCAUAAAACUACCCCUGGAAAUGCCCACAACUCCUACGAAAGCCAUGUCAAAUAUGUGUUCUUCGGCGGCAAUGUGUCUUGUAAUACGACCCGUAGUGUGGCCCCUAAACCACUGUUGCCAGAUUGUUAUCCUCAGAGCAUCAUAUUUACCGACUUUUGACACUUAACUAGUCCUAAAACACAUCAGGAAUUAAAGAUUGUAACCAUAACUAUAAAAAAAAAAUCUCGUUAUUGGAAUGCAGGAGACAGUUUUUAGGUCGGAAAUUGUCAAGUAUAAGAAGCUGAGUAUGAAAAUCUGGCACCUUUGCCCUAAACCAACCUUUGUAGGGACCCGAAACUUCUCGGAUUCGACUUGUAAUACAGCCCUUUGUCUCUCAUUUCUCACAUACAGUUUCGCCAUUACUGAGAACCGAUUUACACAGAAUAUUUUUACCCAUACAUGCGUGAAAGUCUGUGGUCAUUGGUUGUGGUUAGUAGAGGAGGAUGCUUUGAGGAGGCAAGCUGUAUUACGUCCCUCCUUCAUUUUCCCCUUUUUCUUUAUCCUCUCUCAUCACAACGAAGGUAGAGAGGUGACGUUGCCAGACUCUGUACUCUUACUUAGAACUCAUUCGCACUUAUUAUGACAGAAGUACUCAAUGCUUAUACUCUCUUGCUCUUUAUUCUCUCCAGACCCUCAGAAUCCUUGAGUUGAGAUGACAGUCAGGAGUUUCAGUCAGGCUUUUCACUGUCUGGGUCUGCUUUCCUUAUAAUCACAAAGUUAUAUAUAGCUAACCUCCCUGUGUACCUUCUAGUAUAUAUUUAAUGUGUUACUUGGUCAAUGCCUCAAGAAACUUAUUUAGCGAGUGAGCACUAGACAUAAGGGAGCGGAUUAUGGUCCUUUUUGUACCUUCUAAUGUGUAUGUACGCUGCUUCUUCUUACCUUGAAUUGGUGCAUUAUUUGGCCAACGCCUCAAAAACUUAUUUAGCGAGUGAGCGCUAGACAUAAGGGAACAGAUUAUGGUCCUUUUUGUACCUUCUAAUGUGUAUGUACGCUGCUUCUUCUUACCUUGAAUUGAUGCAUUAUUUGGCCAACGCCUCAAAAACUUAUAUUUAACGAGUGAUGGCAAGUCAUAAGGGAAUGGAUUAUAGCCCUAUUUAUACCUUCUAAUAUCUAUGUACGCUGCUUCUUACCUUGAAUUGAUGCAUUAUAUGGUCAACCCCUCAAGAAACUUAUUUAACGAGUGAUGGCAAGUCAUAAGGGAAUGGAUUAUAGCCCUUUUUGUACCCUCUAAUAUGUAUGUACGCUGCUUCUUACCUUAAAUUGAUGCAUUAUUUGUCCAAUGCCUCAAGAAACUUAUUUAACGAGUGAUGGCAAGUCAUAAGGGAAUGGAUUAUAGCCCUUUUUGUACCCUCUAAUAUGUAUGUAUGCUGCUUCUUCUUAUCUUAAAUUGAUGCAUUAUAUGGUCAACCCUUCAAGAAACUUAUUUAAUGAGUGAUGGCAAGUCAUAAGGGAACGGAUUAUAGCCCUUUUUGUACCCUCUAAUAUGUAUGUAUGCUGCUUCUUCUUAUCUUAAAUUGAUGCAUUAUAUGGUCAACCCCUCAAGAAACUUAUUUAACGAGUGAUGGCAAGUCAUAAGGGAACGGAUUAUAGUUAACCUCCUUUUGUACCUUCUAAUUUAUAUGUACGCCACUUCCUCCCACCUUAGAUCAAUGCAUUACUUGGUGAACGCCUCGAAAAACUUAUAUUUGACGAGUGGCUGCUUGAUGUAAGGGUUCAGAGCAUCACUUUUCAACUCCUAGGGGGUGGAGUACGCUGUGAUAUUAUUGUCGGUGUGCCAGGAAGGGUAAACCAAGCCUGUAUUUAAUCCUGGGAAGUGCCAAUGUUUCUGGCGCUUAUGUUUACUGCGCUAUGGUGUCAAGGAAGGUAACUGAGGAUGCAUUUGCUCUGAAGAGGUAUUGAGGUUUCUGGCCUUCAUAAUUAUACUGUGUUUGUGGUGCCAAGGAAGGUAACCAAGGCUUCAUUUACUCCAAGGAAAUGUUGAGGUUUCUGGCGUUUAUGGUGCCAGGGAAGGUAACCAAGGAUGCAUUUGUUCAGAGAAAGUGUUGAGGUUUCUGGCGUUUACUUUUACUUUAUUUAUGAUUGACGUUUAUCUAUAAGUGUUGCCAGGGAAGGUAAACUGUGGCAUCAUUUAUUCUGGGGAAGUGUCGAGUUUUCCACAUUUAUAUUCCGGGAAAGUGUCAAGGAUUCUGGUGUUUAUUUUUACUUCGUUCACGAUUGACGUUUAUGUAUUUCAAUGCUGCCGGAGAAGGUAAACUGUGGCAUCAUUUAUUCUGGGGAAGUGUCGAGGUUUCCACAUUUAUAUUCCGGGAAAGUGUCAAGGAUUCUGGUGUUUAUUUUUACUUCGUUUAUGAUUGACGUUUAUGUAUUUCAGUGCUGCCGGAGAAGGUAAACUGUGGCGUCAUUUAUUCUGGGGAAGUGUCGAGAUAUCCACAACUAGAUUAAUUUUAAGGAAGUGUCAAGGUUUCCGCGCUUAUAUUCCAUGAAAGCGUCGUGGUUUCUGGUGUUAUUUUUACUUCGUUUAUGAUUGAUGUUUAUGUGUUUCAGUGCUGCCAGGGAAGGGAAACCAUGGCUACAUCAAUUUUGGGAAAGUGUUGAAGAUUUCCGCAUUUAUAUUCUGCGUUUAGGUUGAUGUUCAUGUGUUUCAGUGCUGCCAGGGAAGGGAAACCAUGGCUGCAUCAAUUUUGGGAAAGUGUUGAAGAUUUCCGCAUUUAUAUUCUGCAUUUAGGUUGACGUCUAUGUGUUUCAGUGCUGCUAGGGAAGGUAAACUGUGGCUGCAUUUAUUUCAAAGUUUCAAGGUUUCUGCGUUUAUAUUCUGCAUUUAGGUGAUGUUCAUAUGUUUCAGUGCUACUAGGGAAGGUAAACUGUGGCUGCAUUUAUUUUGGAGCAGUGUCAAGGUUUCUGCGUUUAUAUUUACUGCGUUUAAAGGUGUACAGUUCAAGGUGUGUGUAAAUCAGUAAGGUGUGAUUGCCAACUCUCUCUCACUUCGCUACUCUGGAAAACUGGGUCGACGUGCGAAUCUUAGUUGUCGAAAUACUGAUAACCGUUGCCUUUUUUUAUAUCUUAUGCUUAUCUCCUUGUCUCUUAUCCUUAUGCAGUCUUUUGUUGCUUUUUUGUAUAUUAUUUUUGCCCUUGAGCUGCCUCCUUGCAUUCCUUCCCUUGUGACCAUUCUCAUAUAUUCAUUUCUAUGCCUCUAAUAGGUCUAUAUGAGUGUUCUAACAGCUGUGAGUACUAAUAGGAGUGCCUGGCUAGCUAUCCAUUUCUUGUGACAGUUCUUGUAUAUUCCUUCCUCUGCCUCCGAUGGGUUCGUAUGAGUGUUCUAACAGCUGUGAGUACUUAUAGGAGUGCCUGUCUUGUGAUCUAAUGCUAUUUUGAGAGGGUUAUAAGAGCAGUUGCAUUGUCUCAUUCCUGUCCCUCUUCCUUACCUCCUUUCCCUUACUCAGUUCUUGUACAUUCCUUCCUCUUCCUCUGAUGGGUUUGUAUGAGUGUUCUAACAGCCGUGAGUACUGAUAGGAGUGCCUGUCUUGUGAUCUAUUUCUGGUUUUGGGGGGGCAUAAGAGUAGGGUCCAUUCUCUCAUUCUUGCCUCCUAUCCCUUGUGACAGUUCUCGUACAUUCCUUCCUCUGCCUCUGAUGGGUUUGUAUGAGUGUUCUAACAGCUGUGAGUACUUAUAGGAGUGCCUGUCAUGUGAUCCAUUUCUGGUUUUGGGGGGGCAUAAGAGUAGGGUCCAUUCCCUCUUCCUUACCUCCUAUCCCUUGUGACAGUUCCCAUACACUCCUUCCUCUGCCUCUGAUGGGUUUGUAUGAGUGUUCCAACAGCUGUGAGUACUGAUAGGAGUGCCUGACUAGCUAUCUGUUUACUUUGAUGCCCAACUGAUGAAUAUUACUUAGUUUUUAUAUAAUGGAUUAGCUUUCCGGUGUAUAUUUUUUCCAAACUUGUUCUUCAUUUAUAGUCCAUUUUCUCAUAUUCUUGUGGUCAGGCUUGCAAUGAUCCUCCUCCACCUUGCUUGAUCCAGUGCUAAUCCUUCCUCCAUUUCUAACACUUCCAAGUCUCCCUUCCCAACAUGAGGUCUAAUUAGUGUCCCUGUCUUAUGAACUUACUCUGAUGCACAACCCUUGGAAUUUACGUUUUUUGAGGGAUCCUCCUCCACCUUGCUUGAUCCAGUGCUAACCCUUCCUCUAUUUCUAACAUCCUUCUAACUCCCUUCCCAACAUGAGGUCUAAUUAGUGUCCCUGUCUUAUAUACUUUGGUGCACAACCCUUGGAAUUUACAUUUUUUGAGGGCAUAAGAGUAGUGUGUCAAUUGUCUCAUUUUUGAACUCCUUCCUUUCCUUCCUUCCUUCGUUUCCCUUGUGACGGUUCCUUCCUAUUCACUCCAAUGCGUCUGAUAAGUUUGUAUGAGUGUUCUGACAUUUAUGAGUACUAAUUGCUGCCUGUCUAACUAUCUAUUACUGCUUUUAGGGGGCAUAUGAGUAUACUGUCCAUUGCCUCAUCCUUGAACUCCUUCCUUCCUUUCCCUUGUGACAGUUCCUUCCUAUUCACUCCAAUGCCUCUGAUAAGUUUGUAUGAGUGUUCUGACAUUUAUGAGUACUAAUGCUGCCUGUCUAACUAUCUAUUACUGUUUUUAGGGGGCAUAUGAGUAUACUGUCCAUUGCCUUGUCCUCCCUCCUUCCUUCCUUCCCUUGUGACAGUUCUUAUACAUUGAUUUCUGUGCCUCUGAUAAGUUAGUAAAGUGCUCUAACAGCCUCCUUCUCACUAUAUACUACUACAUGGUUUUAAUUCAAAGGUUUAUUAGCACAGUAUUAUUAUUUAUGUCCAAGCUUCCGCCUGCGUUACGUUACAAAUUAUUCUUAUUCUUGUUGUUGUUGUUGGUAAAAAGUGAAGAUGUUAGUCGAUACAUACACAUUAUAUAUUAUGGAUCUUAAAAGCCAAAGAAAAGAUGAUUGCAUUAUAAAUAUUUUGACCUGU
This is a messenger RNA of Eriocheir sinensis (Chinese mitten crab), 9916 nucleotides long. Its product is annotated as Golgi-associated PDZ and coiled-coil motif-containing protein-like. NCBI's taxonomy places the organism in Eukaryota, Metazoa, Arthropoda, Malacostraca, Decapoda, Varunidae. Gene Ontology annotation, molecular function: transmembrane transporter binding. Bases 52 to 1938 code for a protein of 628 amino acids. Gene Ontology annotation, cellular component: Golgi apparatus; membrane; trans-Golgi network transport vesicle. The record is from RefSeq and is a predicted model, not a curated record. Gene Ontology annotation, biological process: negative regulation of protein localization to cell surface. The transcript is spliced from 13 exons.